GCAUUCGACGGGUCUGGGUUUGGGCAGGUGCCUGUAAAGGACUGGAUAUGGACUCCUAUCACCUGAGCCGCAGUGGCGUAAGGUACGUACCUCAAUCCACCAAUUCAGUUGACCGCAUUGCGGGGUCCUUAUCGGUACAUAGUCGGCACUGCAGUCCAGUCACUGCAUGUGCGGCUGGAUGCAGUAAUAGUGGACACUCACCACCUGAAGAUAACGCCUUAUUACAGUAAUAUCAGCGCCGGCUUCAGCUUGGGACGGGUCAAACGCCGGUCCAGUCGUUAUCGUCAGGCACCGGCAGGGACCUCUGCACCCCCGAACUUUGCCGCCGCCGCCCCUCUUCACUUAUUUCUGCGUCAGGUCCGUGAUUCCAUCUCCCCGUCAUUGCCGGCUCGGUCAGAUGUCGUCGUCCAACGAGCAUCGCAAGAGACUGGCUGACAGGCAGGACAUGGCCCCAUCCACCGAGAAUGCCUCGUCGGACACGGCAGCAACCUCUGCUGCUAAACGUCGCCGCAUUGCUCUGGCCUGCACAGCCUGUCGCCUGCGUAAGUCCAGGUGCGAUGGUCGACGGCCCUCAAGUGCCUCCUGCGCCUCGCUGGGCUUUGAGUGCCAGUAUGAGCCCAGCGAGUCUGCUGCCAACGUGAUUGUGCACAAGGGAUAUAUAUCAGAUCUGGGCCAGCGCAUGUCAAGUGUUGAGCAGACUAUUCAGCGGCUGCACUACGUUCUUGAAGGCCACCUCUCCGCCUGCUCCGGCGAUUCUCAAUAUAAAUCCUCGAGCCAAAUCUCGCAACCCGGCCCGCCCGCUUCAAAAGAUGGCAUCGGCCUGGGGCGGGCAACAGCACUGGAAGAGCCGAGGGAUGAAGAUGCCAACACCAAUGGCAUGGCCAUGACCUUUGUCGAGGAGCAGACAUCGGCCUUUUUCGGUGGUUCAUCUAAUAUCAACUUCACACGUCUGCUCCUCAAAACAGUCAAUCAGGUCCGGAAAAAUGCGCGGCAGGGACCAGAUGGCGUGGACAGAACAAGCGAGGUCGACGAGAGAAACAUGGCAAAGGCAUCUGCCUCCUAUGCAAAGGCCGUUGCCGCCUCUCCCGACUCUGGGUCGAUCUCUACGACUGCACUCCCUUCCACCCAGGAGAUGGAUGUCAUGCUCGAUAUCUACUUCGACACGGCCGGCGUGGUGUUUCCUUUUAUCCACGAGGAGUCCUUCCGCAAGACGUAUAACGAAUGCAAUGCUAGUGGUUGGACGAGGGUGCGCCGGACCUGGCUCGGCACACUAAACAUGAUCUUCGCCAUGGCCAGCAACUUCGACCGAGACUCUAUCCCAUCAGCGAGACAGCGACAGGAACGUUCGACCAUCUUCUACAAGCGGGCAACAGAGCUUUGCGGCGAGCUAGCAAAGCAAGUGAUCAGUCUUGAGACAGUCCACUAUUUGCUCCUUGUUACUUUCUAUUGCCAAGGCUCCCAGCGUUCUGUGCAGGCAUGGAAUGUCCACGGCCUCGCCGUGCGGUCAGCCAUGGCUCUAGGUCUCCAUAGCCCCCCGCCACAGGAAAUGACCAAUGACUGGCAGGCCCAGUAUCGUCACAGGACCUGGGUCGUCCUCUAUUGCCUAGACAAGGUUCUUAGCGUAGCCUUUGGGCGACCCGUCUGCAUCCCAGACGACAUCAUGAUGGACCAGAAGCAAAUUUUAGAGCACACUCUCCCAUCUCCCGACGGAUCAAGAACAGACUUUGAUCUUCCUGGAGAGUUCCUCGCCGUGUCAUACCGGCUGCAUCAAGUCAUGAGUGCGUCUCUAAAAAGGCAGUACGGCGGGAAUAUCGGCAGCUCGGAGCCCGAGUACGACGACAUGACAGCACUCCAGGCGUCGGGAGAGUUUCGCAGGACUUUGGGCGUCUGGUCAGCUAGUCUGCCUCCACACCUUGGUCUUGUCGAGCCUAACUCGGAUUUGCUCAGGGAGAACUCUCAACACAAUCGACUCCGUGUGAUACUCACACUGAGAUACCACAACCUGAAUAUCCUCAUUCACAGGCCAUUACUUUGCAGCACACUUCGCCAUCUGUUUGGCACCAGCCAAUUGAGCGUUGGCAACCCGGUAUAUCUGAUUCAGUUGGCCAUGGAUGAGGCGCACGAAUGCUUUCGUUCAGCUCAGAGCACAAUCGAAUUAGUGUACACAAUACUUGAGAGUGAUCAGAGUACCGGCAACAAUCUCGGUAUGGGCUACUUCAGCCUAUACUAUGUCUUCACUGCAUCACUGGUCAUUCUUGGUCGACUAUUGUGGGCACAACAUGGACAAGCAGACAUAGACAAAAUUGCUGUAGCCCACUGCAAAGUGUUGUUAGACCAGGUAGAGACGAUCCUUCAAAAGCUGGACCAUGACAACAGUCUCGUCUUUGGUUGCUCGCGGUAUCUCCAUAACAUGCUAGAAGUAUUCACUUCACAAGCUUCCACAGCCUCUGUGCACCACGAUGGGGUGACAGACUACUCUGCGUCUACGAUGCUACGUUUCGAUCCACAAACAAGCUCUGCAUCGGCACCAAACCAGCUUGAAACAAUGAUGCACCUGGGCGUCGGGGACAUGGAGAUGUUCCAGCUCUAUUCGUCUGAGAUCUAUGAUGCAGAACUCUUCGAGGGGCUGGACAGGUCAUCUGCCGAGUUGGCCACAACUCGAAAUACCCAGUAGGGAAUUCAUCAUCGUGGGCGCUGUAAGAUAUGAACAAUCGGCAUGGCUUGACACGUGAAGUACAACACGACUUUUGACGAAGGGGGUUUCACGAACACUGGCGUUGGCAGUUUGUAAUUUUCCACCGCAUCGUGUGCUUGCUGGUGGGACUACCAAAACAGCAAGGUUUGGGAGCCCAACGUGAUUCGACCCGGCUCUUGUUUCUAGUCUUUAUCAGGUUAUACAGCGGUGCUAGUUACGUUUAUUCAUCAAUGACACAUUUGCCCGGACA
Messenger RNA from Emericellopsis atlantica, 2945 nucleotides. RefSeq names its product fungal-specific transcription factor domain-containing protein. Gene Ontology annotation, cellular component: nucleus. The coding region runs from base 398 to 2674 and encodes 758 amino acids. The record is from RefSeq and is a predicted model, not a curated record. Lineage: Eukaryota; Fungi; Ascomycota; Sordariomycetes; Hypocreales; Bionectriaceae. Gene Ontology annotation, molecular function: DNA-binding transcription factor activity, RNA polymerase II-specific; RNA polymerase II cis-regulatory region sequence-specific DNA binding; zinc ion binding. The transcript has 4 exons. Gene Ontology annotation, biological process: DNA-templated transcription; positive regulation of transcription from RNA polymerase II promoter by galactose.